AGAAAAAUUUAGACUAAAGAGGUGGUGGCAACUGGCUAGUUGGUCAUCAAUUGAACAUGGGUAUGGGUUUGGGUUCCUAAAAUUUCUAAUUUCUCUUUCUCCUUUUCUUCUAUCUUAGCUUCUUCUUCUCCGUCUAUUUCUCUCAUAAAAUGUUGAAGGUUUGGAAAUGGUACCAGAACUGUUUAUCUGUUAAUCCCGUCAAAACACAAAUCAUUAGCUCAGGAUUUCUUUGGGGUAGUGGUGACAUUGCUGCUCAAUACAUCACCCACGCCACUGCCAAAAAUCGCCUUCAAAUAUCUGAUGCAGAUGAAAAAUUCAAAAUCAACUGGAAACGUGUGGCUACCACAAGUAUGUUUGGAUUUGGCUUUGUUGGACCCAUUGGCCAUUUCUGGUAUGAAGGACUGGACAAAUUUAUAAGGCUGAAGCUUCAACUGCCACCAAAGUCAGUGCGGUUUGUUGCUACUAAAGUCGCAACAGAUUGCAUAAUCUUUGGCCCCCUUGAUUUAUUUGUUUUUUUUAGUUACAUGGGAUUUUCAGCUGGGAAGAAUGUUACUCAAGUGAAGGAAGAUGUGAAGAGGGAUUUCAUCCCAGCCUUGAUUUUGGAGGGCGGUGUAUGGCCAAUUGUUCAGGUUGCAAAUUUCCGCUAUGUUCCUGUAAGAUACCAACUCCUCUAUGUCAAUAUCUUCUGCUUAUUAGACAGUGCUUUUUUGUCAUGGGUUGAGCAACAAAAGGAUGCCCCUUGGAAGCAGUGGUUCCCUUCAUAUCAUUCUUUGGAGGAAAAAAGUGGUAAGGGUGACUUGUAAUACCUUCUUGGAAUAUAAUACUUUCUUCCCAUUCUUGUAUUUUUCGCUCUUCGGUAAAUUAGAAUGGCCAUCGCAGAGUUUUACAACAGAAUUUUCAUGUAACUUACAAAGAAUAGCCCCAAAAUGCCAACUGCAGUUUUGGAAGUUGGGAUUCCUUAAGUUUUUAAUUGCUUUUGAGCUUUCGAUGUUCAGUCAAUCAACUGCAUAUACAACCUGAGACUUAAUAUCUGCAUCACGGCUUUUUAGUUCAUUGAAAUGUAUUUCAAUAUUUGUUUA
Messenger RNA from Pistacia vera, 1079 nucleotides. Its product is annotated as PXMP2/4 family protein 2. NCBI's taxonomy places the organism in Eukaryota, Viridiplantae, Streptophyta, Magnoliopsida, Sapindales, Anacardiaceae. Gene Ontology annotation, cellular component: membrane; cytoplasm. The coding region runs from base 150 to 803 and encodes 217 amino acids. The record is from RefSeq and is a predicted model, not a curated record. The transcript has 3 exons.